GGCUACAUGGAAAGAGGAUGAGGCACUCAGAGGCCAUGGUAGACACCAAGGAACAGUAGUGCAGGAGUCAAAUGGCACAGAGACUCAGAAGGGGAGCAAGGGAUGGUAGCCUGGAAACCCUAAGAGGACGAAACUCAAGCAGAAGGCAUGGCCCCCAAAGCAGACACAGGAGCCAAGAAGGGAGAAGGAGCCAAGAAGGGCGAAGGAGCCAAGAAGGGCGAAGAAGCCAAGAAGCCAUCUUGCCUGCAGACCUUCCGGACUCGUUUUGAAAGUGUUCCCAUAACUGUCAUGUGGGGCUUUCUCGCUGUCGGCAUGAUCAUUUUGAUGAUAGUACUGAUCACAUUAAUCGUGUUUUAUGUCGAUGCUGCCGCAGGGAUCAGCCUUAAAGAGCCAAUGCAAGAGCUGAAAAGCAGUUGGGCGGGUAUUCUCAAAGAUUCGACGCUUAGAAAAAGUUCUGUGAAAGCAGUUACUGAACUCAGGAAUGUGAAGAUAUAUGUAAAGGAGACCACACAGGUACUUGAGAAGACGAAAACAGAAUACGGCAAAGUCUUUCAAAGCACAGCCUCCAAAAGGGCUUUUCAUGGCUGGCAGCUUCAUGGGAGGAGCCUCUACUACCUUUCGAAAGGAGAAAAGACCUGGCACGAUGCGGAACACUUUUGCAUGUCCAGAGAUACCCACCUGGCCUCCGUCCUCAGUGAUGAAGAACAGAAAUUCAUCACCUCUCAGCUCAAGCGCCCUGCCUGGAUUGGCCUUACAGAUGAAAAUGAGGAAGGCAUGUGGGAAUGGACAGAUGGCUCCCGGUUCACUGCACAGUACUGGUCUGAAGGCAAACCCAGCAACCUGGAGCAGAAUGGAAGGAUGGAAAGAGACUGUGCUGCCAUUAUACCAUCAGCUGGUGUGGCCAACUGGAAUGAUGCCAGUUGCCAUAAGCUAAAUGGAUGGGUGUGUAAGGAGGACCUAGUGCUUGAUGAACUAUAAAAGUGGCUAAACCAUUUAC
Hemicordylus capensis (graceful crag lizard) is the source of this 997-nucleotide messenger RNA. RefSeq names its product type-2 ice-structuring protein-like. The transcript is spliced from 7 exons. The record is from RefSeq and is a predicted model, not a curated record. Gene Ontology annotation, molecular function: signaling receptor activity. Lineage: Eukaryota; Metazoa; Chordata; Lepidosauria; Squamata; Cordylidae. The coding region runs from base 148 to 978 and encodes 276 amino acids.